Molecule: messenger RNA, 3694 nt
Organism: Colias croceus (clouded yellow)
Lineage: Eukaryota; Metazoa; Arthropoda; Insecta; Lepidoptera; Pieridae
Gene: LeuRS
Product: leucine--tRNA ligase, cytoplasmic
Exons: 14
Coding region: 138-3659 (1173 amino acids)
Biological process (GO): leucyl-tRNA aminoacylation
Molecular function (GO): ATP binding; aminoacyl-tRNA deacylase activity; leucine-tRNA ligase activity
Source: RefSeq, a predicted model, not a curated record
GUGAGGAUUGACGUUUCAAGUUCUACGACGGGUCUUUUGAAAUUUCAAACAGCUGAGUGUAAAAUCGCAUGGCUUUCUGAAGAUUUAAAUAAGAAUAAAACACAAUUACAUGUCUGUUUGAAUUUAAAAAAUUCAAUAUGGCAAAUCUGGACAGAAAGGGUACUUUUAAAGUAGAAUAUUUACAAGAAAUUGAGAGAAAGGUGCAAGAACAGUGGGAAAAUGAGAAAAUAUUUGAAGUUGAAGUUCCAAAGGAUGAAAGUCAAGAAAAAUUUCUUUGUACUUUCCCAUAUCCCUACAUGAAUGGGCGACUACAUCUUGGUCAUACCUUUUCCUUAUCUAAAUGUGAGUUUGCAGCGAGGUAUUAUCGCCUAAAAGGCAAAGCAGUAUUAUUCCCAUUUGGAUUCCAUUGUACUGGUAUGCCUAUAAAAGCAUGUGCUGACAAGUUAAAAAGAGAGAUGGCUCUGUAUGGAUGCCCUCCAGAGUUCCCAGAAGAUGAAGAAGUUGUGAAAGUAGAAGAGGAUGUAGUGCCCAAGGAUAAAAGUAAAGGCAAGAAAAGUAAGGCGGUUGCUAAGGCUGGCUCGGCUAAAUACCAAUGGCAGAUUAUGCAGAGCCUCGGCAUCCCAGAGGAAGAGAUUAAAGAGUUUGCUAAUGAAGAACAUUGGCUUGAAUAUUUCCCACCAAGAGCUGUUGCUGAUUUGAAGAGAAUGGGACUUCAUGUUGACUGGCGGCGGAAGUUCAUAACAACUGAUAUUAAUCCGUUUUACGAUUCCUUUGUAAGAUGGCAAUUUAAUCAUCUCAAAAAUCGUAAUAAAAUCAUGUUUGGUAAACGGUACACAAUUUACUCACCGUUGGACAAACAGCCUUGUAUGGACCACGAUAGAAGCACUGGUGAGGGGGCUGGACCUCAGGAAUAUACUCUUAUCAUGAUGAAAGUACUAGAACCCCUGCCGGAAGUUCUGAAAUGUUUUGCCGGGAAGCCGGUAAGUUUCGUCACAGCAACUCUGCGACCUGAAACAAUGUACGGUCAGACUAACUGCUGGAUUCAUCCGGAUAUUAAGUACAUAGCUUUUGAGACUGUCAAUAAUGGUAUUUUCAUUUGCACCAAACGUGCCGCAAGAAAUAUGUCCUAUCAAGGAUUUACAAAGAAUGAUGGUGAAUUUGUAAUACUUAAAGAAAUUGUAGGGCAAGAUCUUUUAGGAGUAGCAUUAAAAGCACCUUUUACAAGUUACCCAAAGAUCUAUUCUCUACCAAUGUUGACCAUUAAAGAAGAUAAAGGGACUGGUAUCGUUUCAAGUGUUCCUUCAGACUCGCCUGAUGAUUACGCAGCAUUAGUUGACUUACAGAAAAAACCUGCAUUUAGAGAAAAAUACGGAAUUAAAGAUGAAAUCGUUCUCUCUAUCAAACCUAUUCCUGUCCUAGAGGUGCCCGAAUUUGGAAACCUAUCAGCUGUACACUUAUACGAGAAACUAAAGAUUCAGAGUCAGAAUGAUAGAGAAAAGCUAACUCAAGCUAAAGAUAUGGUGUACUUGAAAGGAUUUUACGACGGCGUUCUGAUCGUGGGCGAUUAUAAGGGCAAGAAAAUCCAGGAAGUCAAAAAAGCUAUUCAGAAUCAAUUGGUUAAGGAAAAUGGGGCUGUUAUAUAUUACGAACCCGAGAAAAAUAUUAUAUCAAGGUCUGGUGAUGAGUGUGUUGUUGCUCUUUGUAAUCAGUGGUAUCUUGAUUAUGGCGAUGAGGGUUGGAAGGCACAAGCCGAGAAGGCGUUAGCUGCCAUGAACACCUUCCAUGAGGAGGUUAGAAGGAACUUAUCCGGAACUAUCAAGUGGCUUCAUGAAUACGCGUGCUCUAGAACUUAUGGCCUAGGUACAAAAUUGCCCUGGGACACUCAGUGGGUGAUAGAAUCUCUGUCUGAUUCAACAAUAUACAAUGCAUACUAUACAGUUGCACAUUUCCUGCAAGGAAACACUUUUAGAGGCAAUGUAGAGAAUGCUCUUAAAAUCAAACCUGAACAAAUGACACUCGAAGUUUGGGAUUACAUAUUUUUCAAAGAUGCGCCAUUCCCGAAAGAUACAAAGAUUCCUAAAGCAUCUUUAGACCUUAUGAAGAAAUCAUUUAACUAUUGGUAUCCAGUCGACAUGAGAACAUCAGGGAAGGACUUAAUCCAAAACCACUUAUCGUACUUUAUUUUCGUCCACUGCGCUAUUUGGCCGAACGAAGAGGACAAGUGGCCACAGGGAAUCCGUGCUAAUGGACAUCUGUUACUAAACUCCGCAAAAAUGUCAAAAUCCGAUGGAAACUUCCUAACAUUGUCGGAAUCUUUGGACAAAUUCAGUGCUGAUGGGAUGCGUUUGACGCUGGCUGAUGCUGGAGAUUCUAUAGAGGAUGCCAAUUUCGUUGAAAGUACGGCAGAUGCGGCUAUCCUAAGGCUGUAUACCUUUAUCGAAUGGGUUAAAGAAAUGAUGGCUACAGAGUCAACUUUAAGAACAGGUGAAUACAACUUCCAUGACAAAGUGUUCAUAAGCGAAAUGAACAUGAAGAUCAAACAGACAGACGAGAAUUACAGCAAAGUGUUGUUCAAGGAAGCUCUGAAGACGGGAUUCUUUGAACUACAAGCCGCACGUGAUAAGUAUAGGGAGUUAUGCUGGGAGCGCGGCAUGCACGCGGCGCUAGUGCGGCGCUACGUGGCGGUGCAGGCCGCGCUCGUGUCGCCCGUGUGCCCGCACGUCGCUGAGCACGUGUGGCAGCUGCUGGCCAAUAAAACAAGUAUUCUCCACGAGCGCUGGCCAGUGGCCGGUGAAAUCGAUGAAGUGGCGGUGAAAGCCAGCAACUACCUCAUGGAAGCGGCUCACUCUUUCCGCAUCUACCUCAAGAACCACUGCGCUGUGAAGAAACCCAAGAAGGGAGAAGCACCCAAACCUGAACCUAAACCCAAUAAAGCUGUUAUUUGGGUGGCUAAGGAGUAUCCCAAGUGGCAGCAUACUAUUAUUACUACGAUGAAAGAGUUGAAUGGGCCAUCAGGUCUCCCGGACAACAAGGUGAUAUCCAGCAAGUUGUCCCAAAUAACAUCUCUCCAACGCUACAUGAAGCGAGCUAUGCCGUUCGCGCAAACCGUUCGAGACGCGUACGAGCGUAUCGGCACAGAUGCGUUCUCGCUAGCACUGCCGUUCGAUGAGGCCGCGCUGUUAGAGGAAAAUAAGCACUAUCUCAUGAGCACUUUGGACCUCGAGUCAAUAGAAGUGAAGCACACAGACAGCACAGACGUGCCAGAGAAGACCCGCGAAGAGUGUGCUCCCGGAGCCGCACAUGUGUCCUUCUCAAGAAUUCCCGCAAUACGCCUCACUGCAAUCAGUCCGGCGGCGAAGUCGGGACUGUUUACAGCACACGUGGAUAUAAUGCAGGGGGAUAAUGUGGAGAAGGUUAAGGCGAAGCUGGCCAAGGAAGUCAAGGCGGUUAAGGAUCUCAACUCCCUAAAGUUAUGGCGUUACAUCGACCCCAUACUGGGCCCGCGUAAGAUCCCAAUUCCCGGCGACACAGAAACAAAAUGCGUACCCAUAGACAACGAUGCAGUACUGCGGGUAUUAGUGGACGAUAAACGGAUCGAACUCGUCGAUAAUGGCAAGAAUAUCGAUGUAGGAUUACAGAUUGUGUACACUUAUAUGUGAAAAUUGAAAUAUAUUUAUUUAUUUUGCAUUGAAAA